Molecule: messenger RNA, 1542 nt
Organism: Aspergillus versicolor CBS 583.65
Lineage: Eukaryota; Fungi; Ascomycota; Eurotiomycetes; Eurotiales; Aspergillaceae
Product: putative Rab geranylgeranyl transferase escort protein
Exons: 4
Coding region: 1-1542 (513 amino acids)
Biological process (GO): protein geranylgeranylation; vesicle-mediated transport; small GTPase-mediated signal transduction
Cellular component (GO): Rab-protein geranylgeranyltransferase complex; cytosol; cytoplasm
Molecular function (GO): GDP-dissociation inhibitor activity
Source: RefSeq, a predicted model, not a curated record
AUGGAGUCACUGCAGGAGACCCAGUGGGAUGUGACAAUCUCUGGCACUGGAAUUGCCCAGUCACUUCUAGCUUUAGCUCUUUCUCGGUCAGGUAAAAAGAUCCUUCAUGUUGAUAAAAAUCCAUAUUAUGGUGGCCCAGAAGCCGCUCUGAGUCUCCAAGAAGCCGAAGACUGGGCUUCGGAGUUAGAUACCACUCAUCUUCCAUUUGAGGAUGCUGCCGUUUUUAUACCUGAACCAUCUGGGUCAGGUUCGGGGUUAUAUUCCUCUAGGGCUUAUACGCUCUCCUUAUCGCCACAACUUAUAUACUCCCGGUCUCAACUGGUGCCGACUUUGGUGUCAUCUAAGGUCUAUCGACAGCUUGAGUUUCAAGCCGUUGGGAGUUGGUGGAUAUAUAAGCCGACGACUGGCAGAGACAAGGAUCUAUACAGAGUUCCUAGCAGUCGUGAGGAUGUCUUUGCAGAUGAUUUUAUAAGCAUGAAGUCCAAGAGGACUCUCAUGAGAUUUCUUCGACAUCUUGGCCAAGGUCAGUUGAACCGGGAGUCACCAGUUGAAGAGCAAUCAACUCUGGUAGACGAGGAUUUGGCCAAGCCUCUUUCGGAAUACCUUACCUCGAAGUUUCAGGUUCCGCCUGAGCUUUAUGAUCCCCUACUCUCACUCUCCUUGUCACAAGCCCCACCACAGGGAACUGUAGCCCAAUAUGCUGUUCCGCGCAUCCAAAGGCACUUGACGUCAAUAGGGGUCUUUGGCCCAGGAUUCGGAAGUGUCUUGGUAAAAUGGGGUGGUGGAUCUGAAAUUUCCCAAGUGGGAUGUCGUGCCCUUGCUGUUGGCGGCGGUAUAUACGUCCUGAAUUCCGGAAUCGAGUCGUUGAACCAAGCCGAGCAAAACGGAGCCGACGAUUCACGCGCUCAGUUACGAUUACUCAGUGGUGAGCCCAUCACUACUAAGUGGGUGGUUGGGUCCGACUGGGAUUUUCCCCCACAGAGCCAAACUGCAGAUGACUAUGAUAAGGUCUCACGAUCGAUUUCAAUUGUGUCAUCGUCCUUGGAAGAUUUAUUCCCAGUCACGGCAGAGGGCGGCCCAAUCCCUGCUGGGGCCGUUGUAGUAUUUCCGGCAAACUCACUCGGUCUUACCGACGAAUCUCCUUGUGUUUACAUCUCCGUCCACUCUAGCGAGACUGCGGAGUGUCCGACAGGCCAGAGUGUUUUAUAUGGUAGUGUCAGCAUCCCGGGACAGCAAGGGCAAUCCUUGAUUGAAAGUGCCGUAGAGAAACUCCUCCAGUCCGGCAUGGAGCCGGCUGCCAAAGUAUUAUGGUCCCUCCGUUACACACAGCUCGGACGAGCAGCUGUUGGAAGUGAAACACACCCCGCCAACGUCGUGUCCGGCAACGUCAUUCGGUUCCCUGCGCCGAGCCUAGACCUUGCCUUCGACGAUUCCACCAUCGAUCUGGUGAAGGACGCCUGGACCACAGUCAUGGGAGACGAGGCUUCUUCCGAAGAGUUCAUGAAGUUCGAAGAUCGUGAAGCUUACGAUGAUGAUGAAUGA